Molecule: messenger RNA, 1122 nt
Organism: Chanos chanos (milkfish)
Lineage: Eukaryota; Metazoa; Chordata; Actinopteri; Gonorynchiformes; Chanidae
Product: CD209 antigen-like
Exons: 6
Coding region: 1-1122 (373 amino acids)
Source: RefSeq, a predicted model, not a curated record
AUGAAGUUGAGUGAGGGCAUAUAUGUCAAUGGUGGUUUUGGCAAAAGUGGGAAUCCUGAUGAAGAUAUAUAUGUAGAUGGGGAAACACUUCUAAAUCAAUCCUACUGUACUCUUAACAGACAGCCACGACUUCAAAACUCAGGAGGUAAACCUGUAGGGAACAGAUGUUACAGAGUGAUGGCAGUGUGUCUGGGACUGCUGUGUGUGCUCCUACUGGUUGCUGUCAUAGUGCUGGGUGUCAUCAUUUACCGACAUCACACCAGUAUGACAGAGGAGAGAGAAAAGUUUCAGACUAGUUACAGCAACCUUACCAUGGAGAAAGACCAGCUACAAACCAGUUACGACAACCUAACAUUACAGAGAGACCAGUUACAGAGCAGUUACAACAACCUGAUAUUACAGAAAGAUGAUCUACAAACGAAAUAUAAUGUUCUAAUAUCCCAGAUGGACCAGUUACAGACCAGUUAUAACAACUUGAUAUUACAGAAAGAGCAGUUACAGACCAGUUACAACAACUUGACAUUGCAGAAAGACCAGUUACAGAGCAGUUACAACAACUUGACAUUACAGAGAGACCAGUUACAGACCAGUUACAGCAACCUGGUGUUACAUAGAGAUGAUCUACAAAUGAAAUAUAAUGUUUUAAAAACCCAGAAAGACCGGUUGCAAACCAGUCUGACUAAUGAGAAACAUCAGUUGCAAAAGGAGAAAGAUGACCUGAAUAAAGCACUGGGUGUCCUAGGAUGGAAGUACUUCAGCUCCAGUCUGUACUACAUCUCUACUGACACAAAGACCUGGAGAGAGAGCAGACAGGACUGCAGAGAGAGAGGAGCAGACCUGGUGAUCAUAAACAGUAAAGAGGAACAGGAGUUUGCCUUUAACCCGAGAAAUAAUGAGCAGUCUUGGAUUGGCCUGACUGAUGAAGAAACCGAGGAUGUUUGGAAAUGGGUGGACGGCACAGCACUGACCACUGGGUACUGGCUUAAGGGUCAGCCUGACAGUCAAAUAGGAGAUCAAGACUGUGUUGCUAUUGACCAUGAAUCUGAUCCUUUGGAGAGCUGGAGAGACCAAGGAUGCCGGUGGAAGACCUACUACAUCUGUGAGAGGACAAUGGAGUCAUAA